AUUUGAAUUUUUUUUUCUUUCCCCAAUCUUUGUUUAUCAGGAAAUUUUCAGGGAUUGUUAUCAGGAAAAUUUUCAUUUUCUUUACAUUCUUUUCGGUAUAUAUGUAUAUUGCCAUUUAAGAAACUGGAGAUCAUUUCAAUUUGAAAGAGAACUUGAAUCUGGAGAGAUUAAUGGUUGAUAAGUUGGAUUAUCAUACAUGCCUGAGAUAUGGUGUUUAAGAAGAGUUUAGAUUAUGGAUUUAAUGCCUUCGGUGUCUCGACUGUACCCCGUGCCCCUAGAUCAAUUCGGAGGAGGGGUCAGAGUAAGAGGACAGUUGAUGAUAAACAAAUUUCCGCUUUCGAAUUGUUAGCUUCUUUAGCAGGGAAGUUAUUGGAGGAGAGUGAAAGCUCUGCUGCAAGCAAUGCAUCCGAAGGACAUGAUCAUGUUUCUAUAGAUAAAGAUGUUGUUAAACAGGAAAUUGAGUACGAUGAUAAACAGUUAAAAAGUGAAUGUAUAGAGCAUGUAAGUUGCGAAGAGAGUGUUGUUGCCUCUGAUUGGACUACUGAACACAGUGAGAACCUAAAGGAAUUUAAACAUUCUGAAAACAAUGCCAUGUUGGAGUGCACUUUGACAAAGAUGCAGCCUGCUUACUCGGAGCAAAUUAAGGGUAAUUUAAAUUCUGCAAUUUGCAAACGAAAUGUAGCAUAUGGGAAAUUUCCUGGUGAUUUAGAUGGUUGCUCCACUAAUUACAGGGAGUUGUGUGAUGGUAUAUGUGACAAUGGUGUUAAACAAGAGCAAGAGGCUAAGGUUUUGGAAUCUGGGCCUUUUUCUAUUGCUAAAAAUUGCUCCAAAAAGGAUCCAUUAGAGGCGUUUAUGAAGUUUCCUGCACCCGUCAAUUCUGAAAGGGAUGUCAAAUUGCCAUCACGUAGUGGUUCUCUUCCUACUGCUUCUUUUUCAAGGCAUAGGAACGAUAUUAAGUUAGGUAGUGUAGAUGAUGAUGAAAAAAUUUCUAGGUUUAAUAAACUUAGCAACAGGUUCAAUGCUUCUAGGCCUCCAACAUGCAUCGAAGAUCAAAGAAUAAGGAAGUUGGUUACAUCCAAAUACUGGAAAGUGGCUCCAAAAUUGAAGGAUUUUGAACAUUUCAGAGCUGAUGGAGGAAUAAAGCCUCUACAUCGCAAACGGAAGACAUACUAUAAUUAUGACAAAUGUCAAUACGACACACUAUAUAAAAGGAGGAAGCUCCUUGACCAUAGCUCAAUAGUAACUUCUGAUGGGGGGAUUGGUAGCAAAAGUGUUCCUAAUCCACCUGAGAAGGUUAAGAAUGAAAGUAAGAGUAUCUCAGUGGCAAUGUCGCAAGGUGCAUGUGAGACACCCUCCUUGCUUACAGGUCACCAAGCAUCCCACAACUGUACUGAUUCUCAUGUAAAACUAAGCAUCAAGUCCUUUAGGAUUCCAGAACUUUAUAUUGAGGUGCCAGAAUCUGCAACUGUCGGUUCACUAAAGAGGACUGUAAUGGAGGCGGUGACUGCCUUACUCGGAGGUAGAAUCUGUGUUGGGGUACUCUUUCAAGGGAAGAAAGUGAGAGAUGACAGUAGAACUCUAUCACAGUCUGGAAUUUCCUCUGAAGAUAAUUUGGAUGCUCUAGGUUUCACUUUGGAGCCUGGUCCUGCAAUAGCCCCUCCACCUUUGCGCUCAGAGGAACCCCUUCUGUUGUUGCCAUGUGGUGCUGCCCCUCAAAAUUUAACUAGCCCUUUAUCCACUCCAGCCCUGGAUACAAAGAUUCCAGAUGUCAUAGCUGACCCACCAUCACUUACUAUUUCAGCGAAAGCUAUGGAUAGUAAUUACAAACACACUUCCUCCCAAACUAACAUACUAACUGAUCAUCUGCGAUCGGAGUCUAGAGCUCUAGUUCCAGUUGCUGCAAUGAAUGUCGAGGCACUUUCUGUGGUCCCUGCGAACCGGAAAAUACGAAAAUCUGAGCUUGCACAGCGUCGAACCAGGAGGCCAUUUUCUGUGUCAGAAGUAGAAGCGUUGGUACAGGCCGUUGAGGAGCUUGGUACUGGAAGGUGGCGUGACGUUAAAUUGCAUGCAUUUGAGAAUGCUGACCAUCGAACUUACGUGGAUUUGAAGGAUAAAUGGAAAACAUUAGUUCACACUGCGAAAAUAUCGCCGCAGCAAAGACGGGGAGAGCCGGUACCGCAAGAACUGCUGGACCGGGUGAUGGUUGCUCAUGCAUACUGGUCUCAGCAUCAAGCUAAACAGCAAGGCAAACAUCAUGCUAGAACUUUGAGAAUUACAAACUCUCAAGCUGAUAGAAAUGGAGUUGCGGUCGUCUCAAUGUAAACAAGAAGA
Molecule: messenger RNA, 2331 nt
Organism: Hibiscus syriacus
Lineage: Eukaryota; Viridiplantae; Streptophyta; Magnoliopsida; Malvales; Malvaceae
Product: telomere repeat-binding protein 3-like
Exons: 10
Coding region: 208-2322 (704 amino acids)
Molecular function (GO): protein binding
Source: RefSeq, a predicted model, not a curated record